UGCGGAGCCUUUUUGACCCUGGCAGGCUGCCGUCCUGAAAGCACAAUAUGGAGAUCGUCGUCUGUCCGAAGUUUUGACAAGACGAACUUUUAGAAAGAAUAUGUUUUGGAUACUUCUGACAGCCGACAUCCCGACGCAACUUUUUCCUCCCCUUCAUGGACGUCAGAUGAAAUGGAAAAAAGUGACAUUAAAAUGUAAAUAGUUGUGACGGACAGCUUUGCGUUAGCCGGGCUAGCACGUCUUGUUGAAUCGCGCAGCGGUUGAAGUGAAGUUUACGUGUCGUUACAGAGAAACAGCCGGACAAAGUUGGCCUUUAAAUAAGUUUGUCGCUCGUGUGAACAUGUUGCGUUUUCUGCGGUACUGUUUCAGCCACUGCCUCCACGCAGCAAUGACCCGGCUGGAGGAGGUCAACGGGGAGGUGAGCGUGUGGUCGUCGGUCCGGUGGCUCGGCUACCUGUCCGGUCUGAGCCUGCUCGUGUCCAUCUGUUUGGGUCUGUAUGUGCGCUGGGAGCACACCGGGGAGUCUGUGCUGCUUGUUCUUUGUGUUUUGGCUCUGCUCGGUCUCGCUGUAGCGAGUGUGCUGUACUAUUACUACAGCAUGGAGAGGGUCAGCUUCUUCCUGCUCCACCUGUGCUACGGCUUCCUGCUCGGGCUGCUCUGCUUCCUCAACUCGGCCGCCCUGGAGAGAGACGUCAAGGAGCAGGCAGCCAACUACCUGUUACUGCUCAGCGUCGGCCUCCGGACUCUGUGGGCGCUGCUGGAGCGGCUGCUCGGACGUACCCGGUACCGCCCCGCCUUCCUCACCUUGGCGGAGCGCUCGGAGCUGGUGGGCUUCGCCGCGGCCAGCACGGCGCUGCGGGUCCAGCAGAGCUUUAGCGUCGCGGUGCUGCUGGUGGCGCUGGCCGCGGUCAUGAUCGUCCUCCGGGUGAAGGUUUUCCUGGCUCUUCCGAACCUCGUCUGCUUCGCGUCCAUCACCGGCGCCCUGUUUGUGAAGUCUUUGAACGUCACCACCAACCCGUUCGCCCUCUCCUGCUUCUUCAGCCUGCUGAUUUGCGACCCUCUGCUGGAUUUCUGCUUCAGUGGGCUGACCUUGACCGAGCGCUGGCAGUCCCUCCUGAGGUCCAGGGCUCUGUGGCGCCGCCUGUCCCUCCUGCCCCUGCUGCUGGUGGAGGUGGCCUUCACCGUCCUGGCUGCUCAGAAACUCUCAGAGCCGGAUUCGGGGUACCUGGUGAUCCUGGGCUUUGUGUUGUUGGUGCUCUUCUGGGUUGUCUUCCACAUGGUGUUCUUCCUCACUGCGUGGGGCUUCCACACCAAGCUCAGUGACUGUCAGAGACUGUAUCCGUCCCAUGGACUGGAGGACACCAGCAUGGACAAGGUCAUGGCCUCUAAGGGCAUGAGGCACUUCUGUCUCAUCUCUGAGCGCCUGCUGGCUCUUGCUCUGGCGUCAACUAUUGCUGUUGCUGCUCUGUGCUGGCAGGCUUCCAGCUGCAUCUUUAUGAGUACCUUUCUGCUCAUUCUGCUCCUGGAGUCUCUCUUUCAUGGACUCUUCUAUGAGCUGGGGAACAGCUUGGGGGGAACCUGUGUGGGCUAUGCGGUGGUCAUCCCUACUAACUUCUGCAGUCCUGAUGGUCAGCCCAUGCUGCUACCUCCAGGUCAGGUGGAUCAGCUGAACAGGCGCUCCACGGGCAUGUUGAGCAACAUUCAGCGUUUCUUCGCCUGCCACCUGAUCGAAAACUUUGGCUGUGAUUAUUCCACAAGUGGGUUGACCCUGGACACUCUGCAGGCCAAAAUCAAAUCCUUCCUGGAGUUCCGCACAGCUGACGGGCCUCGACAUGAUACAUACGUGAUCUUCUACAGUGGUCACACACAUCGCUCUGGAGAGUGGGCGCUGGCAGGUGGGGACGUCCUUCGCCUUAAUCAGCUCUUGGAUUGGUGGCGGGAGAAGAACAGCAGCUCCUAUUCGCGCCUCAUUGUUGUACUCGACUGCGACAACUCGUUGCCCUGGGUGAAGGAGGUCAGGAGCGUGGAGGGUCCGUACGUGGCCGUGCAGGGCGCGACACUCACCAGAGAGGGGAACGUGGAGCUGGAGGAUGCCCCUCAGCUCGGAGACUUCACCUCCCAGUGGGUGGAGUACAACUGCAACCCCAACAGUAGCAUCCAGUGGUCCGAGAGGGGCAGGGUGGUUUCUGCCAACUACGGCAUCUCCAAACACUGGAGCGACUACACCCUGCCCCUGCCCACAGGAAGUGAUGUCACCAACCACUGGAGCAUGUACUUCCCUCAGAUCAUGUACCCGGUGGUGCAGCUGGUGCUGUGGCCCAGCGAGCAGAACUCAACGUGGCUCUGCAGCUUCUGUCUGCGAUAUGUGAAGAGAAUCAAACUGAACUGGUUCCCACCAGCUGUCCUGGAUACUGAGCAGGGCUUCAAACUGGUCCGCUCAUAACAGAGGCUGCUUUGCUUUGUUUUUGUUUUUGUUUGACACACUAAACAGAAUUUAUAUUUUUGAAAUAUAGCCAGUUUUUAGAUUUUAAACUUGUCGCCAAACAGCGUCCUGACAGUUACUGAACAAUGAGUUGGUUACUUUAAAUAUUUAGUCUUUUUUAAAUUCCCUUUUUUAUAUUUGUUGAACAAAGUUUGAUUCAUUAAAGCUUUAACUUAUCAGAAGUACAGAGGCAAGACUGAGCACAAUAUUUUGCACAUUUUAACUUUAUGCUCACUGUUGGAUCAGAGUUCAUUUGUUGCCUUCAUUUGAUUGAACUCGGCUCAGCUGAAAGCUCGCAGCCACGGUACGUUUUCAUUUCUCAGGCUUCAUUUAUCAGCAGCCCGCUCCCAGAGCUCAUUACUCUCCUCUGUUGUUUUUAUAUGAAAUGAUUACUUUUGUAUUCUGUAUUUUUACUGCUUCUCACCACUCUUUGCUAAUGCACUGCUUUGUGUUUGCGCAAAUGUUUUUGAACAAAUUGUUCUAAAUUCACUCCAGCAGUUUCAUAGUCUAAGCAGAGCUUGUUUCAUAAUGAACCUCAGGACUACUUCUUUAUUACUCCUUCUUGUACUAUGCAAGUUUAAUAAUCUGUUCAACACAUUGGAAAGUGCUGAUCAAAACCAGGUUACUCUAUGCAAUAAAAGGAAAGUGCAACA
This is a messenger RNA of Austrofundulus limnaeus, 3135 nucleotides long. RefSeq names its product transmembrane protein 168b (gene tmem168b). The record is from RefSeq and is a predicted model, not a curated record. Lineage: Eukaryota; Metazoa; Chordata; Actinopteri; Cyprinodontiformes; Rivulidae. The transcript has 4 exons. The coding region runs from base 341 to 2443 and encodes 700 amino acids.